CUUAAUAUUCUCCUCAUCAGCAAGAUUCUCCAAAACACCGUCUUUCUGCCAUUCUCUCUACUUUCUCUUCAUUGCUUUCCAAGCCAAGAAUCUCUCUUGAUUCCUCUCCUCAUCUCUCUCUUUUUCAACCACUAUUAACCAUCCAUCUACAAUGCCUCUUCUUUUCCAUCUCUCUCUUUCUCUCUCUUUGUCAUUUUCAUUCUUCUUCUUCUUCUCUCCUUACCCUCACUCUCCCUUUCAUUCUUAUGGCUCCUUCUUCUGAUAUCAACCAUCUUUCUCAUCCAUGUAUAUAUGGAGAUUAUGUUUCUUCACACCCAGAGAGAAAGUCUGGUUUCAUGAAAUGGCUUAGUAAGCUUUUCAAAGGUGGGCCUAAUAAUAGAGGAAGGAGCGGUCGUCAUCUUCAUGACUCUUCCGAAGAAAGCAUGUCUUGGCGUGCUCCAUCUAGAGCUUUGGAUGAUCGUGGUAGAGCUCAAAAGGAGAAAGAGGAUUUGGGCCAUGCAAUGUCACUUUCUUCGUCUGAAGAUUCGAAGAGACCGAAUGCUCAUCAAGGAUAUAGGUGGGGGGAAGGAAAUGGUGAAGAUUAUGGAAAGGCACUUCAUGAUAACUAUAACUCAUCUGCACACCCUCCUUAUGCUCCGGCGCCAUUUUAUCCCAAUGAAUAUAGAAGAAUAUGUGGCGGCUGCAGUCAGGAGAUAAUCUAUGGAAAUUGUUUAGGUUGCAUGGAUACUUAUUUUCAUCCAGACUGCUUUAAAUGCCACUCGUGUCGCCAUCCCAUUACCGAGCGCGAGUUUUCUUUGUCAGGGAAGCAUCCAUAUCACAAGUCCUGUUUUAAAGAGUUGACUCACCCGAAAUGUGAAGUUUGCUUUCAAUUUAUUCCAAUAAAUGCUGCUGGUUUGAUUGAGUAUAGAUGUCACCCCUUUUGGUCUCAAAAGUAUUGUCCAUGCCAUGAAUAUGAUAAUACAGCUCGUUGCUGUAGUUGUGAAAGAUUGGAGCCACGGAAUACGAAAUACUAUGGACUCGAAGACGGGCGAAACUUGUGCUUAGAGUGCAUGGAAUCUGCUAUAAUGGAUACUGGUGAUUGUCAGCCUUUAUAUCAUUCAAUCAGAGAUUAUUAUGAAGGAAUGCAUAUGAGAAUAGAUCAGCAAGUUCCUAUGCUUCUUGUUGAGAGAGAAGCACUUAAUGAGGCUAUAGUUGGAGAGAAAAAUGGAUUUCAUCAUUUGCCCGAAACAAGAGGUUUAUGCCUUUCAGAAGAGCAAACUGUCACCAGUAUACAUAGAAGGCCGAGAAUCGGAGGUCAUCGAUUUAUAGGGAUGAGAACUCAACAUCAAAAACUGAUAAGAAAAUGUGAAGUUACAGCAAUUCUUGUUCUAUAUGGUCUACCAAGGUUACUAACAGGUGCUAUACUUGCUCAUGAGUUGAUGCAUGCAUGGUUACGUCUUAAAGGUUACCGCAAUCUCAAUCCUGAAGUAGAGGAAGGAAUUUGUCAGGUUCUUUCAUAUAUGUGGCUCGAGACAGAAGUUAUGCCAACAAACUAUCAAAACAUGCCAUCAACAUCCACAGCUUCUUCUUCCUCCUCUUCAUCCUCAAAGAAAGGUGCAAAGUCUCAUGUUGAAAAUAAAUUGGGUGAGUUCUUCAAGAAUCAAAUUGUCAAUGAUUCUUCCCCAGCAUAUGGUGGUGGGUUUAGAGCUGCUAAUGAAGCUGUUAAUAAAUAUGGUCUACGUAGUACUCUUGAGCAUAUUCGUUUGACUGGUUUUUUCCCUGUGUAAGAAAGGAACUACACAUGUUUUCUUAAGUAUGGAUUGAAGAGCUUGUUGUCUUUUUUUAUUGUUCUACAAGUGUCUCUUGGUCUUUUUUCUUUUUUAUCCAACUUGGUCUCUUGGAUAGGUUCAAACUAAAGGCAGAGAGAACCUAGGACAACUCCUUAUAUUUGGUCCUGUGAGGAUGUCCCGAAGUCCAAUUUGACAAUAAUAUUUAUGUAUUCAGCUAGUGUUUUUUCUUUAUGCAUUUAGUU
Messenger RNA from Vicia villosa (hairy vetch), 2011 nucleotides. Its product is annotated as protein DA1-related 2-like. The coding region runs from base 246 to 1766 and encodes 506 amino acids. Gene Ontology annotation, molecular function: ubiquitin binding. The record is from RefSeq and is a predicted model, not a curated record. NCBI's taxonomy places the organism in Eukaryota, Viridiplantae, Streptophyta, Magnoliopsida, Fabales, Fabaceae. The transcript is spliced from 12 exons.